ACUGAUGUCUCAAGGAAGUUAUCUGAGGAAGCAGCCAAGAAGAAGAAGAAGAAGAAACUUUUCAAGUUCAAAAAGUGGUUUGAUGUUGUACAACCUGUCUUGGAGCAAGCCAGAAAGAGGGAAGAACGAGAGGAAGCUCAACGGCAAUGGGGAACCACUAAGCCUUUCAUUACAUCUUUGAAACGCAAGAGCGCGGUUCUGAAAAAAAGGCGCGUUGCUAAACAUUUGGAGCAGAAAUUUCAGAAGUUUACAGAACAAUCGUCUUCCUUAACAAACCCUCAUGCCAGCUUUCACUUCAGCUGGGGAAAAGAGGAAGGUUCGGAUGGACCCAGUAUGUAUAAGAAACGUUUGGACUGUACCCUUAAGAAAGACGGGUUCAAGUACCUCUGCAACCAAAAAUACUGGCAUCCUGAACUGAGAUUAUGCCCACGCAGGAUGUGUGGGGAUCAUUUCUCACAAAUUGAGCCCAGUUUGCCCAGGAUGUACGUGUGGGUCCUGGAUCUCUUCUCUUUCAUUCUGGGAGUCCACCAGGCAGAAGUGCACAAAGAGGUUCUCAGCGUUGAACGUCGUUUUUUGAAAAGGAAUCAUCAGCCCAAGAUUCAAUGGACUUUAACUUCCUGCAAAAAUAAGAAAAAAAGGUCCAAAACCGUGUUUCCAUGAGUUUCCAAAGGUCCAUGUUGUUAGAAAGAAAACCCGUGUUCAUGACAAGAAUAUCACUGGAGUAUGAAAUCUGCAUAUCAGUUCCCGAGAUCCCUUUUUGUUUUUGUUUCCCUGCAUCAACAGCAGCAGAUUUGUUCUUUUGUCAUGUCAGAUUUUCACUUUUGAGCAUUAUUUUCAAUAGUGUCUUGCAGUAUAAAUCUGUUAUGAGACUUGGAAUGAACAGUA
Molecule: messenger RNA, 885 nt
Organism: Sinocyclocheilus grahami
Lineage: Eukaryota; Metazoa; Chordata; Actinopteri; Cypriniformes; Cyprinidae
Product: TATA box-binding protein-associated factor RNA polymerase I subunit B-like
Exons: 5
Source: RefSeq, a predicted model, not a curated record